AUGAGCUCCCCUCAUAUAUGCCUAGCAUGCCGUCGUCGACUCGGCCAGCUGCGCCCACCGAGAGUGGUACAGUGGCGAUCUCGAGCCACCUUCAUCUCGCUCAGCAGCAACAAACCGCCAGCUACCAGAGACGUCAGACCGCCCGAGGGAACAUCGAAGGAAGAGGUCCGGUCCAGGCCCGCGGAUGGGAGCCACGAUGAUCUUGUGCGUGUCCGGAAGAUAGUAUCGCAGCCCACUCCGGGCGAUGUCCUCGAAACGCUGUUCGAACAGACUAUCCAGCCGCCGUCUGCGCGAGUGGCCACGAAAACAUUGGACGACCCGCAGAGAAGCAAGGACUUGUAUAAGGCUGUCGAAAGGUUGAAGGAUAUGGUUGCCAGCUCGCACCCAGUGCGAGAUGCAUGGGCCUUUUUUCUCGAGCAUUUCGGCCCAGAAGCGACGGAAGCCAGGAUUGGAGAGUUCUCCAAGCAAUCGCGAGUACCUGCGUACGUGGUCUCGACAGCGUACAGCCUAUUGAAUAGGUUCAUCCAAGCCAAGAGUAAAGACCCCCUGUCUCCGUCUCUCCCCAGUUCUACGGAAGUCUUGAAAGUUUUUCACCAGAUAGGGAGCCUUCGAGGGCGAGAGUGGCAUAGACUGGUGUCUAUCAAUCUCCAAGCGCUUCUCAAACUGAGGCAGCAGCAAGCGAAAGAUUCAGAGAAUGAGAAUCGUCUCUUUGCGGACCUCCUUGGUCUUUGGAACCUAGCAUCUCGAGAUCUUUCCCAGCUCACCAAAUUUCCCGCCAUGGAGUCAUCUGCCGUCUAUUGGUCAACUUUACCUCCCGUUCUUCAGAGGGAUGCGAAUUUCAUCACCAAGAAACAACCCGGUACAAACAAGGUAUUUGGGCUUCUCGUGCCUAUAUUUUCCAUGGGAGAGAUAGAUUCGAUGCCUCUCCCAAUCCUUACACUGGCUUCUUUUGGCGUUUUCUCGGAACGUUCGACAGCCAGAGACGCUCUGCCUAUUGAUAUCACCCCACUCCUGAUAAUCAUUGGCCGAGUCAUCAAUACUCCCGAACUUGAUCUUGGUCGGUACUAUGACAUGGCACAAAACGCAAAUCUCUCUCUUGUCACAGAAUACGUCAAGAGCAACUGGCCAUCUAUAAAACAAAGAGCCUCGGAAGUGUCGCAGUUGGCUUACUCUCCUGUCGACAAGACUCUUUCAAAACGCAUGUCAGAUUUACAAUCCCUGGAUCCCACGACGAGAUUCAGUUUGCGACAGGUGCACAUUGGCACCAUGCAUCGACGACUCUUUAACGCUAUGCAGCGGAAAAAUCUCCGCGAAGUGGAUGACCUCUGGUCUGAUGUAGUCAAGUGGCCUGUUGACACGACCGGCGCGAGCACACUAACAUCUGGAUCAAGCCGAGGCAUUUUGACAAUCCACUUGGUCAACUAUUUCAUGUUGAUAUACAUGACACUUCGUCAACCAAAUCGUGCAAUCGAUGUUUGGAACUUCACGAUAAAAAGCGGUAUGACUCCAGAUUGCAAGACCUGGACGUCUAUGCUCGACGGCUGUAAAGCCGCCCGUGAUGGUGAAGCUGUAAAGCAGAUUUGGUCCAGGAUGCUAGCGUCCAAAAUCGUACCAGACAAUCAUCUCUGGGUCUCGAGGGUUAGCGCUCUUAUCCAUUGCAGAGAUGUCGAUUCUGGAAUUGCAGCAAUUGAUGAGAUGGGGCGCCUGUGGAUGGAGGCAGCCAGAUUAAAGCAUCCAAGCAUGCCCCGAUCUGAGCUGCAGUUGGUCACUGACGUUACCGAUGUCGUAAAGCCCAGCAUCGAAGUCGUCAAUGCCGCAGUCCAUGGUUUACUAGAGCUGGGUAUGACAGGUGCUGCGUACAAGAUUCUCGCAUGGGCUGGAAAAUUUGGCGUUGCUCCAGACAUUAUAACCUAUAACACCCUGCUGCGGCAACUAAUUAAGGGUGGCCACACGAAGGAGUCCAUGGCGUUGUUGCAGCGUAUGCAAAAGACAGGUAUUCAAGCCGAUGAGUAUACCUUCACCAUAAUUCUGGACGAAACGCUCGGCGAUAUGGAAGGGCUCAGUCCAGAAGAGAGUAUCGAGAUUGUCCAGAGCAUCUUUGAAGAUAUGGUUUCCGCAGGGGUUAUGCCAGGUACUCCCAUCUAUAGCAAAAUUAUUCGUCAACUGCUUGACGGAGAGGGUGGCGGAAACAUGGCCGCCGUCGACGCCGUCUUAGCUUACAUGGCCAAGCAGAAUAGGGAUCCCGGCCACGUAAUUUUCACGAUGCUAAUGAAUUAUGAAUUCACCCGAAAACCUCCAAAUUUGGACGGAGCAAGAAGAAUCAUCGAGCGUGCGACGGCGACUGCCGGUGGUACCGAUGAGGUUUUCUGGAACAGAGCGAUCGUGGGAUAUGCCUCCGUGGGUGAGACCGGGCCAGCCUUGAGGAUUCUUGGAAGGAUGCAGGACAGUAUGGGCAAGGUCGGUUGGAAAUCCAUGCGCGCAGUGUUGUUGGCUUUGAUCGAUAACCAGCAGAUGGAGUUGGCCAAGAAACUGGUAGACAACGCUGUCAUAGACAAUGGUGGGCCUUUCCCAAGUACGGAUACCCGUGGCAUCGAGCGUCAGGCUGGUUGGAAUUUCUGGACGUUGGCUCGCGAAUACGGUCUCGUCGAGGAAGAGCGGCAUCUGAAGGAGUACGAGACGCCGAAGCUGACCGAGGAAACGAAGAAAGCCCAGGAAAAUUUGUAG
Messenger RNA from Drepanopeziza brunnea f. sp. 'multigermtubi' MB_m1, 2724 nucleotides. RefSeq lists its product as uncharacterized. The record is from RefSeq and is a predicted model, not a curated record. Lineage: Eukaryota; Fungi; Ascomycota; Leotiomycetes; Helotiales; Drepanopezizaceae. Gene Ontology annotation, molecular function: protein binding.